AUGAAAGAAAAACACAGAGGGAAACAACUGAAAGAAAAGGCAACAAGAAAAGAAGUCAGAGAGAAAAAUUCAAAAGUGGAAGAGGAAUGCAUUGCCUUUCUGGAUCAUAGUGAAAGUGAUGAGGAUUUUGAUCUAAGCAUGCUUCCAGACCUUGACAGAUAUACAGACUCUGACCAAGAGGCUGAUCCAGAAAGCCAUGGUGGCUGUGGGAAGAACAAACAACCUUCUGGUGGAGGCGCAUCAGCGGUAGAAACAGCACCAAGAAGAAAUAAGAUCAAACUCAGCAAAGAGGACUCGUUUGCAACAUUAGGUACAGGCUUUUCCCUUGUGGAAGAUGAAGCACUAGUAUUACAUCUGCUCAACAACCAAAGUUAA
Messenger RNA from Podarcis lilfordi (Lilford's wall lizard), 375 nucleotides. The record is from the annotation of a GenBank genome assembly. Lineage: Eukaryota; Metazoa; Chordata; Lepidosauria; Squamata; Lacertidae.